CGGGAAAACCGGUCAACAGUUGGGCGACAAAUACUUUAGUGGGACGUGAAGUUUGACAGUGUAUUUUGUGAAAUGGCCAGUCGUUUCAGAAAAUAUCGUGGCGAGCAGUUUCAGAGUGAGUUUGGCGUAAAAACUGUGCUGUAUUUAGUGGGAUAGGUUCAAUAUCUCAAAUCAAAGUUGCUCUACGGUCAAUAAUGUAUUUUGUCUGUUAAAUCGAUGUGAGCCGGUAACCUUGGUCGUCUCUUUCUAUAUAAUAACUUGCAUACAUAUAUAGGGAGGUGGAAAAAUAUUGCAAAGUGAAGAAAUUUUCCACGCUUUUUCUUCCCACCCGACUAAAUGUCUCUGUGGUGUCACGAGAAGGAAAAAGUUUACAAUUUCACGUUGGAUAUUGGAUUACAUUGUAUCGCAAAUGGAAGUGAAAUGUCUGAAAAAGUCUAAAAGUUCUGGGUAAAAAUGACCGACAGAGAGAGAGAGAGAGAGAGUGAGAUGAGAAGGAAAAAAACUGCACACCAACACGCACACAGUACGGUUGUGUGAAAUGCAGCCCCGUCACACGCCCAAGCAGAACACGUCUGGUUGAAAACAAGGCGACUCAGUGUCGUUCAAGAGAGCAAGAGACUCUCAAUUUCUCCAAAGACAAGAGGAAUCCAAGCGCCUCGCUGUGACAUUUCUUCGGGCUCAGCCCAUCUCGCGUCCGGAUCGCCAGACUGUGUCUGAAGAUGCACCAGGUGUCGUAGAGAGACUGCAGAUCACUCCAAGGGACGCCCACGAGCGGUCAGAGUCACUUCCCCGUCGCCUCGAUGCACAUUGAGUGAGCCACCUCCGCAGAAGUGUCACUACCCCCGUGCCAGUUGGCGUCUCUUCCACGCAAUCUGCCCCCGAUUCGCCGAUAAAAGCAGCCCGCGACUGCCUGUGGAUCGGCAUCAGACGGUGAUUCGUGUGCCAGAGUGGCGGAUACCCGUGCAAACUGGGGGAUUUUUCCACUGGGCGCCCCGGAGAGGAGUGUGAGAAGUGACAUUGGACGUCCGGAGAGACAUAACCUAACAUAUUUGCUCAAUUGUGUCAACACAGCAAACGCGCAGUGCAUCUGUUCUGCUUGCCUCCCUUUCACCCUGUUCUCCACACUGCGCCACACCUUCCGGCGCCGUGGGGCCCGUGCACGGGGCUGCAGAGUCUGAUUCAGCAGGAAAUUGGAGCCCCGCAAGGGCCUGAAGAAAAACAGUGUCUGUGGGCGAACGUGUGCAGUGUUUUCUUUCUCAUCUUUCCUCCGGAAAAGAGAUAAAAAAGAGAAAUGCGAGUGUCGGCAUGAAGUGCAUUGAUAAAGUGAGUUGUGUGAUUGUAAAAUCUAGGAUUUAGGUGGUCGUGCAUCCAUUGAGCGAAGCAGGCAAAGAGAUAAGCAGUCCCUUGGCCGCGUUGCAGCUGAAGGCGAGGAGAGAAGGAAAGGGAUUUGUGGACAGACGACUCAGCAGAGCCCCCAUUUCUCUCGCAACUCUUUGCCACUCCGUGUGAUAUUUUGCCAUGCCGGGCAGCCGAUCGUCGCGAUCCAGCAACAACGAGCCAGACCAUCAGAAAUCACCGAGUGGCGAAGAUUCCGAAGAUGAGAGCGAAAUCUUAGAGGAGAGUCCGUGCGGACGAUGGCUGAAGCGGCGGGAAGAGCUGGAGCAGAGAGAUGUUCCCGGCAUUGACUGUGCUUACCUGGCGAUGGACACAGAGGAGGGUGUCGAAGUUGUGUGGAACGAAGUGCAGUUUUCCGAAAGACGAGACUUCAAAUCGCAGGAGGAAAAAAUCCAGCAAGUUUUCGAGAACUUAACACAACUGGAGCAUCCGAAUAUAGUCAAGUUUCAUCGGUAUUGGACCGAUACACAUAACGAUAAGCCUAGGGUAAUAUUUAUAACUGAGUGCAUGUCCUCCGGGUCACUGAAACAGUUCCUAAAACGGACUAAGAGGAAUGUUAAGAAACUACCACUGCAGGCGUGGAGGCGGUGGUGCACACAAAUAUUAUCAGCUCUAAGUUAUUUGCAUUCCUGUUCGCCGCCAAUUAUACACGGCAACCUUACCUGUGAUACAAUAUUUAUUCAACACAAUGGUCUAGUAAAGAUUGGUAGUGUAGCUCCCGAUGCCAUUCACCAUCAUGUAAAGACAUGCAGGGAUAAUAUGAAGAAUAUGCACUUUAUUGCACCAGAAUAUGGUGCUGCCCUGACACCUGCCAUAGAUAUUUAUUCAUUUGGUAUGUGUGCAUUGGAAAUGGCCGGCUUGGAAAUACAAGGCAACGGCGAUUCCGGAACACUAGUCACUGAGGAAAUGAUUACACGAACAAUUGAAAGCCUCGAUGAUGCUCAACAAAAGGACUUCAUCCUAAAGUGCCUGAAUAAAGACCCCGCCGAACGAGAUAGUGCUAGGGAAUUAUUAUUUCAUCCACUUUUGUUUGAAGUUCACUCGCUUAAGCUGUUAGCGGCGCAUUGUCUAGUUGAUACGGCACCAAAUUUACAGCAAGAGCCGACAAUUGACGAAGCAAUGCAAAGAGUGUAUAAACCCGACAUUGUCCUUGCGGACAUUUCUCGAGCCAAUGAUCCUGUGGAAGUGAGAUUAGCUGAUGUGCAAUCGGCUGAGAAGCUGGAGAAGUUCGUGGAAGAUGUGAGAUUUGGCGUUUAUCCCUUGACUGCAUUUCCGGCCCAACAACCGCCGCCACCGCGACCAAGAGCUAUAUCACCAGAACCAACGGAGUCUGUGAAGUCAGUGACGCCAGAACCUCUAGAUGUAGAAACUAGGAAAGUUGUGAAUAUGAUGUGUAGUGUAAAGCCAAGAGAAGACAGCUGUGAUCUAAUGAUGACAAUACUACUCCGGAUGGAUGAUAAAAUGAAUAGACAACUGACAUGCCAAGUCUCUCAAGAUGACUCAGCGACGCAUCUUUCUGAAGAAUUAGUACAUUUAGGAUUUAUUCAUGAGACGGAUCGGGAAAAAAUUGCGUCGCUGAUUGCAGAUACAUUGAGCAGCUAUUUCAGUAAACUCAGCAGCGCUUUGAUGCAGGGCGUCGAUCCAAGCCACAUGCAGAUGCCUGUCCAUUCGGCCAGUAUUGAGCGCAAUUGGACUGUGGCGGACAGCAACUCGCCGAGUGGCGGCGGCGGAGGGAUUGCGUCUGAUGGCCCGUCCACGCCCACCACCGUCUUGGCGUCUCCGGCGUCCACGAGUACAUCGAUCGCCGCCAAUCUGGAGAUUCCCGGCGGCGUCCAGAAGCAGCUGACGCCGCAGAGCGAAACGUCAGAAGUGGCGAACGAUGUGUUGUCGAUGCCAAUGAGAAGUGCAGCGCCGGAGAAGAUGACUUAUGUCGCUGAGGCGGCAAUUAACACCACCAUCGCGCCGACGUCAACAACAACCACCUUGCCGAUCACCACUCAGGCGCACAUCAAGAGCGUGGCGCCGCGAGGGGCUGAAUGAUCCGCGGCGGGAAGGCGGAAGUCGCGAAGUUCCGUCACGAAUGUCAGCAAGGGGAAAGGCCAGCAAGUGAAGAAGGAUUGUCCAUAGAAUAUAUGACUUUCUUCAGUGGCAAAAGAAGCAGAAUUUUGCGCCUAAAACAGCUUCACACUUACGAUAGACGAUUGUUUAGUGUUUGUAAAUGUAAAACAAGGUAAAAAACAGACGAAAUUAAUGAAACAAAUAUGACGAAGACGCUCGAAGAGAAUGAAAGCGUCUUAAAGCGACUUUGCUUGUACUUCCCAUCGCGCACAAAUUCGACGUUGAGACAAAAUGGGCCUUUCUCCACGACUUUCGCAAUUUCCAUCCUUCCCUGGCAGUCAGAGAAUCGAAGGUGGUUUUAGAGAUCUAGAUUAAGAGACAUUUUAGGCAAAAGUCCUUAAAUCAAACAAUAUAUCUUAAACAUGAAUGAAGUGAAGUUUGAAAGAAAAACUUCACUGCAAACUGAAUUGUUAUAAAUGAACGAAAUGCAAAGAGAGAGAGAGAAAGAGAAGGAAAGAAGUAAUGAUGCAAAAAUCGAAUGAAAAGGCAUGAAUAUUACCAAAAAAAAAGAAAGAAGGGAGAAAAGAAAAGUUCAUUAAACUCUGCACAAGUGUAUAAAGACAUUGUGAGAACAAAGCAUUACUGUGUCGAUGAUUCACGCCCAAUUCUUGCACACAAGUUUGCGAAAAGAACUUUCUCAGAGAGAGAAAGAAAGAGACUUUAUUUUGCCCAAGAGAGAGAGAUGAUCUUCAUUGCGACCAGUUUUCACUUUGUAGAUAGAAGGCAAUGUUACAAUUUAACCCGAAAUGUCUAAAAAAAAACACUAUCAGUGCGAUUUCACAUGAAAGUGUUACCGCGUGAGAAAGAGAGAGAAAUGAGGGUGAAAGAGAGGGAAUGAGGGGAGUUUUAGAGAUGUUAAAAAAUGCGCUGUGAGCACAAAAUACAUAUUUUGUAAUGAUUGCAAAAAAUUAUGAAUUUUGGAAUGAGAAGAGAAAAAGAACGAUAACGCAAUUUCCUUAAUUCCUUUCCUUUCUGCAUUAAGAUUUUGAACAGGAUUUUUAUAAAAAUUGAUUAUUUUGACUGUCCAAGCAAUACUUUUUCAACACAUUUUAAUGACUAAAGUUUCCUUCCGCAAACUUGAUUUUUUUUUUGUUAGAAAUGAAGAAAAGAAAAACACACUUGAAUAUGAAAAUACAGGGGGCGAGGCUGUGCAGAUCAUUGGAAAAAGUAUAAAAAACUAGAGAAGAAAAACAUUGGAUAAAAUGUAGAAGAUUUUAUGUGGAAAAAUUUGCGAGAAAAUGAUUGAGACCAAAAUUUCGAACUUGAAUUUUUAAAUCUAGUCUCGCACCCUUCAAAAAAGAAACACACACAAAAAUUCUAAAAGCUUGACAAACAUUUUAUACUUCUGCAGAAUACUUUUCUCAUUGCUUCUAAUUAUGAUUUUUCACACACACACACAGAAGUGAAAGUGAAGAAAACAGAAUCGAUAUUAUUUAAUGGUAUAGAAUGAAGAGAAACACACUUUAUUGACAAAGAGGUGGAAAGAAUACAUAAAACAUUAAAUGUAAGUUAGUUGGAUUUUGUCCGAAUAUCAAUUUCGUUCAAAUGGAAUUUGAUUAGCAUCCAUAUAUAUUUAAAAUAGAAAAAAAGAGAGAGAAAUGUUAGUAAAAAAAAAAGUGGAUUUGUCUAAAUUCUUCACACGACUGAGUUGUUUUUUCCUUUUUCUGCAAAGAAACGCCCAUUUAUUUUAUGUAUUUUUUUUUAUUAGUUUAUGGAUUAGAAAUAAUUUUAUACACUUAUAUAUUCAUAUAUAUAAAUAUAUAUAUAUAUCAGUUUUAUUUCUGCACUAAAGCAACAUAUUUUCCAACUGCCAUAGAAUGUUUUAUUUUGCAAAAUUACAGAAGAAUUUCAGUGAGAAAAAAAAUGUUCUUUUUAUUUGUGCAAAUUGAGCCUUCUUGAAAUCGAACGUAAUAAAAAUUCAUACAGCAAAUAGAAAAGAAGAAGAAAAAACAGAGAAAGAGUAGAAAUUUGGAAAAUAUCCAAUUCUCAAGCCAUUUGUAAAGUAAAAGUGAAGAAAAAAUAUGUAUUAAAGUAUAGGCAAAAUUAAAAAAAAAAACCAACAAACAUAUAAAAUGUGGAAAUAGCACGUAAAAUAUUAGACCUUACAGUAAUUCAUUGUUAACGGGAGGGAAAGAGUAAGAGAAAGAGAAUGAGAGACGCAAGAUCAUCAGAACGAAGUGUAGAAAACUGAGAGGAAAAGUGAAGCUUAGUGCAAAAGCUAGUCAUAUCGAAGAAAAUCCCAAAAAUGUUCAUACGCAAAGGCAGUAGAUGCUAGUUUAUGUAAUUAUAAAUGAUAAAGAAAAAAUGAUAGUAAAUAGAGAAAAUAAUAGUGAAUAUGAAUAUAUAUUUUAUAUAUGUGCGCGCGUGCGUGAGUGCAGAAGGCAUAAGCAUAAUGUUGACACGGAGAAUAAGAAAAAAAUCACACUAUGAAUUAAUCUUUAACGAGUAAAUUGUGAGAGGAGAGAAAACAUUUUGCUAUAUUCUUUUUCUACGAAAAGCGCGUGUGAAGAGAGAGUGUGAGUCACUGAUGACAUGUGAGAGAGAGAGAGAGAGAGAGAGAGAGAGAAAGGAGAUGAAAAACUAUAUAUCUUGCACUAAUUCGGAGUCCAGGCAAAGAAAAUUCGUUCGUUUGGCAAAUUUAUACAUCUUUUAUUUUUGUUUUUAGAGAGAUUAUUGAUUUAUUCCCAUGGAAAAUUACCUGAGAAAUUUUGUAAAUUGACGAAAUAUUCCAAAUACCAAAAUUUGCGUGUGUUCUUGCUGCACUUUUGUAAUAAACAAACAACAACAAAAAGAAAGAAAAAGAAAAGAUUCUUUAUAUGUCAUAAAGGAAAUCAAAAGAAUAAUUGUAUUUUGACUUAUUGUUUUAUGUUUUUUUUGUAUAUUUGUUUCAUUAGUUAAUUCUUUUUUUUUCGUCAUAAAAUAUUAUAAUUGUAAGCUUGCAAAAAGAAGAUGAAGAAAAAAAAGGAUAUUUGUGUCCCCCAAAAAUCACCCUGACGCAUUUCAAUUUAACAGAUUAAAGAAGAAGAAGA
Messenger RNA from Phlebotomus argentipes, 6542 nucleotides. RefSeq names its product nuclear receptor-binding protein homolog. Gene Ontology annotation, biological process: endoplasmic reticulum to Golgi vesicle-mediated transport; protein phosphorylation; intracellular signal transduction. The coding region runs from base 1519 to 3435 and encodes 638 amino acids. The record is from RefSeq and is a predicted model, not a curated record. The transcript has 10 exons. Gene Ontology annotation, cellular component: cytoplasm; endomembrane system. Gene Ontology annotation, molecular function: ATP binding; protein serine/threonine kinase activity. NCBI's taxonomy places the organism in Eukaryota, Metazoa, Arthropoda, Insecta, Diptera, Psychodidae.